AUGGGUCUCAGUGGCUCCGCCGCCUCUGAUCUGCGACUAAUCACCAUUGCAGUCCUUGGCUUGGAUCAGGCUGGCAAAACAACAACAGUGAAAGCUCUAGAAGGAGUUCCUACCGACUGUGUCACACCAACUCUUGGCUAUUGUUUAUCACACAUUACUCAUAAAAAUGGGAAAAUAAAUCUAGUUGAUUUAGGUGGUGUUUCAACGUUUAGAGACUCCUGGAAGCAUUAUUACGAUGAUUCGCACGGAUUCAUCUAUGUGAUUGAUUCAAGUGAAAUGGAACGAAUUGAGGAAAAUCAGUCAGUGUUUGAAAAAUUAUUGCAAGAAGAUAAAGUCAAAGGAAAGCCAAUACUCAUAUUGGCAAAUAAACAGGAUAAACCGAGUGCUCUCGACGAAAAUGGUAUCUUGAAAGCAUUGAACAUUGAAAAAUUACUGGAUCAACAUAAAACACUAUGCAGAGUGAUAUUAUGUACAGCCCAAUCACUUGGUCGAGCCAACAAAAUUAAUGAAUCUAUUACACAUGGUUUUGAUUGGUUGGUUAAAACAAUCAAUGCUCACUAUGAAGACUUACGUAGGAGGGUAGACAAUGAUGUACAAAUUAAAAAGCAGAUUGAAAGUAUAGAAAAAAGUGAACGAGCAGAACGUGUAAAGAAAAUUAGGGAAGAACGUGCUAACCAAAGCGGUGGACAGCGAGAAAACGAUGAUGAUAUAUAUGAUGGCACAGAAAAUCCUUAUAUCCCCAUUCAACAAGCCAUUAGAAAUGCUGAAAUAAGAAAUUCAGAUUGA
Didymodactylos carnosus is the source of this 786-nucleotide messenger RNA. NCBI's taxonomy places the organism in Eukaryota, Metazoa, Rotifera, Eurotatoria, Philodinida, Philodinidae. The record is from the annotation of a GenBank genome assembly.